ACCAUCUCUAGCCCCAGAGUCAGAGGGACCUUCCUCCAUCCUCCCUGCACUCAACUACUUGCAGCACAACUCCAGUGACUCUUCUUCUCUCCAUUUGUCUCUUGCCUUGAGAGGAUCAGACAUGGCUCUGCAGUUACGUACUAAAAGCAUCGGAGGCAGCAGAAGCGGCUAUAGCUCAUGCUCUGUCAUGGCUGGUGGCGGUGGAGGGGGAAACAGAGUCAGGAGCAGCUACAGUUCGCAUGGAGGUGGCGGACAGUGUGGUGGAUUCAGCAGCAGGAGCUAUGGCGGAGGCGGAAGAAUUUCCUCUGGGUCUUAUGGUGGAGGAUUUGGCUGCCGAGGAGGUGGCUUUAGUGGUGGGAUGAUUGGAGGAGGAGGUGGUGGCUAUGGAGGAGGAAUGGGUUGCAUUGGAGGAGGACUAGGAGGCAUGGGAGGAGGCAUGGGAGGAGGCAUGGGAGGAGGAAUGGGAGGAGGCAUGGGAGGUGGCAUGGGAGGAGGAAUGGGAGGAGGCAUGGGAGGUGGCAUGGGUGGUGGCAGCUUUGGUGGAGGUGGCUUCAGUGGUGGACCUGGCAUGGGACCAAUGAUUGGUGGUGGACCUGGCAUGGGACCAGUGAUUGGUGGUGGACCUAUGGGUGGCUUUGGCGGUGGCAUUGGAGGUGGUGGCUUUGGUGGACCUGGGGGAGGUGGCCCUGGGUUCCCAAGAGGCAUCCAACCGGUUCAGGUCGAUCCCAGUCUCCUGAAGCCAGUCCAAGUGGAGAUUGACCCCCAGAUCCAGCAGGUGAAACAAAAUGAGAAAGAGCAGAUCAAGACCCUCAACAACCAGUUUGCCACCUUCAUCGACAAGGUCCGGUUUUUGGAGCAACAAAACAAGGUUCUGUCCACAAAGUGGGAGCUCCUCCAACAGCAAGGACAUAGUGGUCCAAGGAAGGACCUCAGCAGCCUCUUUGAAAGUUAUAUCCAAAACUUGAAGAGGCAGCUGGACUCUAUCCUUCAUCAGAGAGAACAGAUGGAGUCAGACCUGCAGAACAUGCAACCCCAUGUUGAAGACUACAAGAAAAAGUAUGAAGAUGAAAUCAACAGGCGCACGACUGCCGAGAAUGAGUUUGUGGUGCUGAAGAAGGACGUGGAUAGUGCCUACAUGACUAAAGUACAGUUGGAAUCAAAGGUGCAAGCCCUGAUGGAUGAAAUCGACUUCCUGAGACGCGUGUUUGAGGAGGAGAUGUCUCAGAUGCACACGAUAAGUCGUGACUUGUCUGUGGUGGUGUCUAUGGAUAACAGCAGGCACCUAGAUAUGGACAGCAUCAUUGAUGAAGUCAGGCGUCAAUAUGAAGACAUCGCUCGGAGCAGCAGAGCUGAAGCUGAGGAGUGGUACCAGAGCAGGUAUGAAGAACUGCAGAACACGGCGGGACGACACGGAGACAACCUGCGUAACACCAAGCAAGAGAUCCAGGAGCUGACCAGGGGUAUCCAGAGGCUGCGAUCGGAGAUUGAGAAUGUGAAGAAGCAGCAACAGCAGCUGCAGGCAGCCAUUGCGGAGGCUGAGGACCGGGGUGAGAUGGCCCUCAAGGAUGCUAGGUCCAAGCUGCAAGAGCUUGAGGCUGCCCUGCAGAAGGACAAGGAGGAGCUGGCUCGCUUGCUGAAGGAAUACCAAGAGCUGUUGAACAUCAAGAUUGCCCUGGAUAUAGAGAUUGCCAUGUACAGGAAGCUGCUGGAAGGGGAGGAGUACAGGCUGAGUCAGGAUAUGUCCAACGUGAAUGUCUCGGUGGUGGGCAGGACCACCAUUACUGGAGGCCAUGGAGGAAGUGGCGGUGGAUUCGGAGGUGGAAGUGGAUUCGGAGGCGGAAGUGGAUUCGGAGGUGGAAGUGGAUUUGGAGGCGGAAGUGGAUUCGGAGGUGGAAGCGGAUAUGGAGGAGGAAGUGGAUAUGGAGGAGGAUGUGGAAUUGGAGGUGGCAUUGGAGGAGGUGGAAUCGGAGGAGGAGGCAUGGGAGGAGGUGGGUAUGGAGGCAGCUGUGUCAGCGGAGGUGGCAUGAUGAGCGGUGGUUACUCCUCUGGAAGCGGAAGAGGCUUCAGCUCUGGUGGAGGCAGCAUCGGCGGUGGAUCCUCAUCUGUCAGGAGAAGCACCACGACCACGACCAUCAAAUCUUCAGGGGGAAGGUGCUAAGCCUGGGAGUCCUUCUUCCCAGGGCAGGAAAGUUCUCUUCUGCUCUCCUGGCUGCAGCAUAGCUCCUCUCCAUCCAAUCCUGGCAUCCAGAAAAGAAACGAACUGUGCCCCUUGCCAUUAAUGCCCUCCAUAGACCCUCUUCUGCCAACUGCCUGUGUUCCUAGGGGGAACCGUGUGAGAAGACACCAGCCUCUUGGACACCGCCACCAUGGGCCUGGGUUUUCAACAAGGUCCAGAGUCUUGUUUAGACCUAAGCAAUAUUGAAAAAUUAGGGAGCUGUGUCCGGAAACACAUCCCUGGAGGCUAGCAGUUAGCAGAGGGUGGAUGAAGGGAGGAGCGCUCUGCCUCUCUCAUUGUGCUGUAUCUGUUGAGCUGUUGUGACUGCCCUGUGGCAAUGUGUAUAAAACUCCUUCUUCCCUUCUCUUUCCUGAGCCUUCUUCUUCAAUGGCCACGUUUCCUUGGGUGCUCUAGUUUACUGCAUCGCACAUCCUGCAUUUUCUUGCUUUACAAACAGCAGUAGGCCAUGCUUUCCCAUGUUGAAGUAACAGUUCAACCCAGUCAGAAUUGAGGAAGAGGAAAGUUCCCUGCUGGUGUCUAGAGAGCUGAGUACAUCCGUUAUCUGGAACAAUUAGGCAGAUGGAGUAUUUGGGUAGCUCCAGGUGUACUCUAGCCAGUAUUCCCCCAAAUCAAGUGGUUAUCAAUUCCCCUUCUCUCCUGUCAUUCAUGAGGUUUCCUCCAAUUCCAUCUGAUGUGUGCAUGGCUUUUUAUUGUGUUUAAAGACCAAAAUGGUUUUGGUUAAGGUUUGUGUGAUGUGAUGUGGUAUAUGCUGUAUUGUGAGCAUCUACCUAACUGUUCUUCUCUUGGUAUGUUCCGUUUUCUCUGGGUAGGACUAUUCUCAAUAAACAGCAGACAAAUCAAA
Alligator mississippiensis (American alligator) is the source of this 3077-nucleotide messenger RNA. Its product is annotated as keratin, type II cytoskeletal 3. The coding region runs from base 122 to 2158 and encodes 678 amino acids. Gene Ontology annotation, cellular component: keratin filament. The record is from RefSeq and is a predicted model, not a curated record. Lineage: Eukaryota; Metazoa; Chordata; Crocodylia; Alligatoridae. Gene Ontology annotation, biological process: intermediate filament organization; keratinization. Gene Ontology annotation, molecular function: structural constituent of skin epidermis. The transcript has 9 exons.